GGUUGCUCAGAAUUGACGUCACAUCCGGAGCCCUGUAGAACGGAUACCAUACAACGUGCUGCAAUGUUGUAUGUAUUGUCCGGCGAAUGAGUUGAAGUUGGUCCAGCCCGAGGUUCUCUGGUUACCAAGGGGGGAGAUAUGAUAGCAUGCAGCCGGGGCCGGCGAAGGAGAAGAGACGAAGAGCUGGAUGGGAGUGAGGAGAGCCCGGAGCUCCGGCCAGAGAGACGGCCGGGGGAUGUGCAGGAGGACGAGGAGCUGGAGAUCAGUGUGUACACUAAGAGGAGGCAGAGUCCGGAGGUGGAGGAGAGGCUGGAGAAGGAGCACUUCUGGAAGAUCAUCAACGCCUUCUCCUGGUAUAGAACGCACAUCUACGAACGUGUGACCCGAGCAGAGAAUCAAUUCAAGUGUCUUCCUAAUUAUCAACAAAAAUUGAUCCCACAUUUCCUCUCUAACAUGGAUAGACUGCGCAGAUGUGCAGAUCAGAAUCAGGAGAUCUUGCAGAUGAUUGUGAAUGACUGCACGCGCAUGUUUGAGAACAAGGAGUACGAUAGUAAUAGUGUCAGAAAACUGAGUCCUGCAUCCAGCUUCGAUAUGGACAAGCUAAAGUCCACAAUAAAGCAGUUUGUACGUGAUUGGAGUGAAGAGGGCAAGGUGGAAAGAGAUGCAUGUUAUCAGCCUAUUGUUGAAGAGAUUUUAAAGUAUUUUCCCAAAGAGAAAUGUGAUGUGUCCCAAAUUAACAUCUUAGUGCCUGGUGCAGGACUUGGAAGACUGGCUUGGGAAAUCGCAAAACACGGUUAUGCGUGCCAAGGAAAUGAAUGGAGCUUUUUCAUGCUUUUCUCUUCCAACUUUGUAUUAAAUAGAUGUUCACACGUUAAUACUUUUAAACUUUAUCCUUGGAUUCAUCAGUUUAGCAACAACGUGAGAUCGGCAGAUCAAGUAAGACCCGUUUACUUUCCUGAUGUCAAUCCUCAUGACCUCCCAACAAAUUCAAAUUUUUCCAUGACUGCAGGAGACUUCCAGGAAAUAUAUUCAGAUCACAAUUCGUGGGAUUGCAUAGCAACAUGUUUUUUUAUAGACACUGCUCACAAUGUUCUGGACUAUAUAGAGACGAUCUGGAAAAUACUCAAGCCAGGUGGCCUAUGGAUUAAUUUAGGACCUCUUCUGUAUCACUAUGAAAACAUGGCAAAUGAACUCUCUAUAGAACUGAGUUAUGAAGAUAUCAAAAAUGUUAUGUUGCAGCAUGGAUUCUAUUUUGAGACUGAAAAGGAAUCCAUGGCUACAACAUACACUGUAAAUAAGUUAUCAAUGAUGAAAUACUGCUAUGACUGUAUGUUUUUUGUGGCUCGGAAACCAUAGAAGUGGCUAAUUUUCAAUGUUUGCAUACUGCACAGAAGAGAUUUCAAAGACUUGGAUUGGGACUACUAAACAGACAUAAAACUUGAAUCUUUGUGCCUUUUUUCCUGUACGCAGUGACUUUAAAGUCAAGCAAUUGAAUUCCAGGCAUACCGUUGUGUCAACACUACAGAGGGUCCGGCCUAUUUGUCCUCAUUUAUAAAAUGUUGUUUUUAAACUAGCAUUCCUUUUUUUGUCUUAUUUUUCUGGCAGUGAAAGUUUUAAAAAGGUCCUCUUACCAUGCAGGGAUGUAUGAUAGUGUGUGUUUGCAUUGGCAACGUCCAGUGUAAGGUAAUAAGCAGUCCAAAGGCAAUAUUUUAAUGAGUUUCCUUUGUUUUUAGCAUGAAAACUGAGAAACCUCUUCAGCCGGCAGGAAGUUUUCAGCUGCAAGGUUUCCCCAUCUUAGUCGGGCUCCUGUCCAUUCAGUUGCUGAAAGACAUCAGGCUUUGUUUAUGAAAGUAACUGGAGUAAAAAGUGCAAGAGAUGACCCUAAAGUUACCAGUCGGUUGUUCCUGUUUUGUUCUGUAAUGCAGUGAUAUUUUUUCUUUCUCAUAAAAAAAAUGAAGGCCAUAUCAGACAAUACUUCCCAUAGAAGCAGUGAUAAAUUAACCUUUCAAUGCAGGAGUUUCAAAGCCUAAAAAAGCCAAAAAACGUCAUUAGGUUACACCUAGUUCCAACCACCUGCUGCUGAGAAUUGCUGCCCUACUGAGUGUAGUUUUGCACCUUUUGUAACUAGCAGGUUUAUUGUAUUUCCAGGGCAUUGUUACUUUCCAUAAGGUAACCUUUCAUAUAAUUAUAUGUUAACAGUAUGAUAUGAGGGGUGAGAAUGACCCCAACAGAUGGCAGUCUGACAAUAAUGUUUGGAAAGCUCAGCAGUCUAGGUCGGCCAAAACACCUUUUAAUUCCUGCUGCCAACUUAGCAAAGUAUGUGGUGGUAAUCUACAGCCUAUGCUGAAAUCAUAGUGUUUUUGUGUGUAUGAUGGUCAAACCUAAUGUAUGUUGGUCGCUUUACCAGAUGCUGGACAGAAACCCAAUGCAUACUGAAUAUCAUGACUUUUACUUGGUGUAUGUAUUGUAUGUAUGGCCCUGUAAAAAUGAAGAUGCUCUUUUAUUAUUGUUAACUUUAGUAUUUAUUAUAAAUAAGCAUACAAUGGUUCAAAUCUUGCGGGAGCCCCAAAAAAGCCUAUGUUCAAUAUAGGCGAAUUAAUCGGCAAGGCAAAAAAUAUUUGUUUCUUUUUAAGUUGUGAAUAAGCAAAUGUAUCACAUUUCAAAUGUUUUCAUUAUAAAAUAAUGAAUAUUAUUCUUUAUUUUUUUUAUUUUUUUUUUGUGUCAAAAAGUGUCUUCUCUUAAUUGGCUAAAACCAUACGCCACCCUCCCCUUUUUUUUCUCUCUAUUCUUAUUUAUUUUCCCUUUUUUUUUUUUUUUUUUUUUUUUUUUUUUGGCUUAAAAAUCUGAUAUACACAAGUUGUUGUGCUUUUUUUUUUUUGCCCAAAACUAAUGGGAUCCCCUUUUGGAUCAUUGCAUAUUUUUCUUAUAACAUGAAUACAGUGUUUUUAAAAACAUCUUGUAAGACAGUUAUAUAACUGAGCUGGAUACUCUGAUCUCACAAAUGUUUUAUUCUUGAUUUGAAAUUUUUAAUAAAAGUCAAUGACAA
Molecule: messenger RNA, 3046 nt
Organism: Rana temporaria (common frog)
Lineage: Eukaryota; Metazoa; Chordata; Amphibia; Anura; Ranidae
Gene: CARNMT1
Product: carnosine N-methyltransferase 1
Exons: 8
Coding region: 139-1356 (405 amino acids)
Molecular function (GO): S-adenosylmethionine-dependent methyltransferase activity
Source: RefSeq, a predicted model, not a curated record